Molecule: messenger RNA, 700 nt
Organism: Drosophila navojoa
Lineage: Eukaryota; Metazoa; Arthropoda; Insecta; Diptera; Drosophilidae
Product: transcription initiation factor TFIID subunit 7-like
Biological process (GO): RNA polymerase II preinitiation complex assembly; transcription initiation at RNA polymerase II promoter
Cellular component (GO): transcription factor TFIID complex
Molecular function (GO): RNA polymerase II general transcription initiation factor activity
Source: RefSeq, a predicted model, not a curated record
GUAAAAUAUUAAAAUGUUUGAGAAAAAGAAGCAAACUGAACAUAAGCCACGAGAUGAUGGCGUUGAAUUGGAAAAUCAAUUUAUUAUUCGCUUUCCGCAGGAAGUGGCCGGCGACAUCCAUGAAGCUAUAAAUUUAGGCAAUGUGAAGGAUCGCCUAUAUAUAAACUUAGACCAGGAUUUGCGCCAUGGCGAAGUGCGUUUUGAUGACCAAAUGCUCUAUGCCAAACUUGUUGACUUGCCCACUAUUCUGGAGAGCUACAAGACAAUUGAUAAUAAAAGCUUCUACAAAACGGCAGACGUUUGCCAGAUGCUCAUUUGCAAGGAUGAGCCGCACGAUGAGACAGAAAAGGAAUCGCCCAACAAGAACAAGAAAACCCCAAGUAGUCUCUAUGACAAUCAGCAGAAUGAAGAAGAAUUUGAGAACUUAGGGUUUAUGGAUGAUCCACAGUCUCAAUAUAUACAACAGCAAAUACAAGACAGAAUAAAUAACCUUAAUCGACAGAUCAGUGACCUGAGGGCACAACAAACUCAAAAAUCUACUGAAAUUGCUUCCAUACAAAACGCUACACUGAAACAGCGCAUGCAGGAGACGCUAGAUAAUCUCUUUGCUCAGAUCAAGGAGCGUGAGCAGGAGCUUAAGAACUUAGAAAACAUGUUGGAGCAAUAGACCUGAUAACUCAAAAAAUAUAUAUAAUAUUUA